Molecule: messenger RNA, 979 nt
Organism: Juglans microcarpa x Juglans regia
Lineage: Eukaryota; Viridiplantae; Streptophyta; Magnoliopsida; Fagales; Juglandaceae
Exons: 5
Coding region: 86-670 (194 amino acids)
Source: RefSeq, a predicted model, not a curated record
UGCUAAUUGGGCUGUCCUUGCGGCGAAGUAAUCAAUCGAUGUCACCUAUUCAGCCGCCGGCAAUUGCCAGUUUGGGCCAAAGGAGAUGACUCUCUGCUUACUCUUGAAUCUCCCGUUUCGUUCCUAUACCUCCGAGAUUCGGUCUCUCAGCAAUAAUUGCGUUAGCAAUAAUUCCCCUCUUCUCUGUCUCACUAAUCCGUCUUCUCUCCAACUCCAACCUUCGCGAGUCUCACCUCAAACCAAAGCGACUUCGGCAGCAAUGGAGGCUCAGCAAAGUACCACAACAAGCGGCUCAUCCCCACCGAUGAAGCUUCUGUUUGUGGAGAUGGGCGUUGGUUACGAUCAACAUGGGCAAGACAUUACGGCUGCGGCUAUGCGGGCAUGCAGGGAUGCCAUCUCUUCCAACUCGAUUCCGGCCUUCCGAAGAGGGUCCAUACCAGGUGUUACAUUCGAUCAGAUGAAACUACAGAUCAAGCUGGGAGUCCCUCAUUCUCUCCAGGAAUCCUUGGAUAUUGAGAGGGUCAAGUCCGUUUUUCCUUAUGGGAAAAUUGUCAAGUUUGAAGUUGUGGAUGGUGGACUUAUAUGCUCAAGUGGCGUUCUUGUGGAAGAAAUGGGAGACAAGAAUGAUGACUGCUACAUAGUGAAUGCUGCAGUAUAUGUUGGCUACUAGUUUCUUGUUUCCUCUGUUCUGUCCUCCAAUUGUUCGAAGUGUGGGUCCACCAGUGCCACGUGUUGAAGAUCAGCAUGUCCAUCCCUUUCCAGGCAUUUCCACCCUGGAUCGAGUCUAGCUUCAGCACGCGGCCAACGUUUUCCUUCGCCAAAUCUACAAGGUAUGGUGUACGGUAGAGAAGCAAAGUAACACCGUAGUCCUGCACGCAUAUAAUUUCGCCCUUCAUUCAAUUUCCACCCUCCAUUUUAAAUACUUCGGGAACAUACUUUUUUUUUUUUUAUAUGUUUACAUUGAACACACAAAAAGCAG